Molecule: messenger RNA, 1341 nt
Organism: Chenopodium quinoa (quinoa)
Lineage: Eukaryota; Viridiplantae; Streptophyta; Magnoliopsida; Caryophyllales; Amaranthaceae
Exons: 2
Coding region: 1-1341 (446 amino acids)
Source: RefSeq, a predicted model, not a curated record
AUGGCCGAAGAAAACCCUAAGAACCAAGAAGAGCGAUCACCUUCAAAAACACCUAGCCCACAACCCAUUAACCAAGAAAUUCCUUUAGUGCUACUCCAAACCACCUCAGAACCUAAAAAUACCAAGCCGAAAGCCCUUGAAGAAACUGCAACUUCCUCUACUGGAAGUUUACCCUCCGUCCUUGAUCGAAUUGGCUUAUGGAAGAAGAGGAAAGCCGAAAAAUCGGGAAAAUCGCUGGAAGUUCAAAUUCUUGAAAUCGAUAUGAUGGCGAAAGACGAGGGGCCUGAAGAAGGUAAGGAAAAUUCUGAGGGGGAAGAAGAUGAGAAAGCACUGGGAAAACAAGCUGAAAGGUAUGUUGUAGGCUAUAGAAUUGAUGAUGCAUGGUGUAGUAAGGUGAAUUUCGAAUUUCUAGAUCUGCUAAAGUUCCAGGGUUGGGAUGUUAUGUUUACUGUUAAAGCAAAAAAUUACUUGUAUCCGUUGGCUAUAGAUGAAUUCUGUAAGGAAUGUGAAUUUGAAGAUGGUGUGUGUUAUAGCAAAGUUAAUGGUGUUGAUGUUGAGUUUGAUGCUGCUAGACUAGGGUCUAUUCUGCAAGUUCCAUGUGAGGGAUUUGAUGUCUAUAUGAAAGGGGUUGUGACUGUAAAAGUGGCAGGGCACACUAAAACUGAAAUCAUAAACUAUUUGGGUGGUAAAAAGGGUGUUAGUGUAAUGAAUCACAAUGAUCUCUCUCCAUUGCACAAAUUAUUGUUUAAUUUGGUGAAGAAGUCCUUGGUUCCAAGGACACAAAAGAAAAAUGAAUUGUGCUAUUUAGAUAUGGCCCUAAUCUUUUGCAUGUCUAAGAAAAUUAAAAUCAAUUUCCCAGCACUUAUGAUCCAACACUUAGAGCAUUGCAUAGAAAAGGAAAUAAAGGUUGGAUAUGCUGCGAUUCUUGCUUCUGUGUUUGAAAAUUUAGGUGUGCAAUUGAGAGAUUUUUAUGGGCAUAUGAGGGAGAAAGGAGAAAAUGUGAUAAAUGAAACCACUCUGAGAGGGUUGAGUCUUGCUGUAGUGAGGGGGAAGUGUGUGAGAUAUGAGGUUGCUCAGAAGAAAAAGGAGAAGGAAGAGGAUUCACAGCUGAGAGUUCCUGUUAGGAAGAGCAGAAGGCUCUCUGUUGGAACUCAGGCUAAGACAAGUGUUGUUGAUCCUCUGGAGUUAAGCGAAGGGAAGAUGAAGGCAAUGGAACGGACUGAUGUCACUCAGGCUAAGGAGUUCCAUAAAGCAAUCUCAAGCCUGGAAGCAAAACUGAAGAAAGCUCAAGAUGACAACAAAGCAGAUCUUGAGAAAAUCUUGAAAGCGCUUGAUGCUUGA